Messenger RNA from Antechinus flavipes (yellow-footed antechinus), 849 nucleotides. It is a transcript of the gene ALOX5AP, whose product is annotated as arachidonate 5-lipoxygenase activating protein. Lineage: Eukaryota; Metazoa; Chordata; Mammalia; Dasyuromorphia; Dasyuridae. Gene Ontology annotation, biological process: leukotriene biosynthetic process. Gene Ontology annotation, cellular component: membrane; nuclear envelope; endoplasmic reticulum. The record is from RefSeq and is a predicted model, not a curated record. Bases 69 to 554 code for a protein of 161 amino acids. The transcript has 5 exons. Gene Ontology annotation, molecular function: glutathione transferase activity; leukotriene-C4 synthase activity; glutathione peroxidase activity.
UUGUGCAUUGCAGGGCUGGGUGGUGCUGAGAAGACUGUACAAUCCUCUUUCUUGAGACUACAGUGAAUAUGGACCAUGAAACAGUGGGGAAUAUUGUUUUUUUGGUAAUUGUCACCCUCAUCAGUGCUGUCCAGAACGGAUUCUUCGCACACAAAGUAGAGCAUGAAAGCCGGAGCCAAAAUGUCAGGAGCUUCCAGCGGACUGGGACCUUUGCCUUUGAGCGUGUCUACACUGCCAACCAAAAUUGCAUAGAUGCCUAUCCCACAUUUCUUGUCAUGCUUUGGAGUGCAGGAUUACUUUGCAGCCAAGUUCCUGCUGCCUUUGCUGGGCUGAUGUACCUGUUUGUGAGGCAAAAAUACUUUGUGGGUUAUCUAGGAGAGAGGACACAGAGCACUCCUGGCUACAUUUUUGGGAAACGCAUCAUAUUGUUCCUCUUCCUCAUGUCUGUUGCCGGCAUCCUUAAUUAUUUCCUCGUCCUCUUUUUUGGAAGUGACUUUGAAAACUACAUAAAGACAAUAACUACAACCAUCUCCCCACUGCUUCUCAUUCCCUAAUUUUACCCUGAGGAAGGAGUAGGUGGUCUCAGCUAGUGGAUAUAUAUAGAAACCAUGGGGAAUCAACCCUUUAAGGGACUCAUCCCCUCUUUCUAUGGUUGUAAAGCAGAUAACUUCCUGGGCUUCCUGGUUUGAGGUCACCACCCUUUUCAUGGAAGAAAAGAAUUUAGAAUCAGCUCCACUGAGAAUGGCUAUGGUGCCAGUUUGAGUCUUUGAAUUAUCUUGCUCUCUGAUUUCUGCUCUAAGGAAUAUUGUGUCACCAGCAUGUUUUCUUUAAUAAAAUGAGACACAUUCA